GUGACAGGAGGAGAGGUGCUGCUUCGUGUUGACGUUUUUCUGCAGCUUGUUAUCUUUGUGUUGCUCCGUCAGAAAUGGACGACCAGGGCUGUCCCAGGUGUAAAACCACCAAGUACAGGAACCCGUCUCUGAAGCUGAUGGUGAACGUUUGCGGACACACACUAUGCGAGAACUGUGUGGAGAUGCUGUUUGUGCGCGGCUCGGGCAACUGCGUGCAGUGUGACACGCCCCUGAGGAAGAACAACUUCCGCGUGCAGCUCUUCGAAGACCCCACUGUAGAUAAGGAGGUGGAGAUCCGCAAGAAGGUGCUGAAGAUAUUCAACAAGAGAGAGUUUGACUUCUCCGGCCUGAGAGAGUAUAAUGACUACCUGGAGCGAGUGGAGGAGAUAGUGCAUAACCUGAAAAACAACCUUGAUGUGGAGAACACCAAGCUAAGGAUGGAGCAGUACCAGAGGGAGAACAGAGAUCUCAUCCAGAAGAAUAAGGCCACACUUACACGAGAGCAGGAGGAGCUGGAGGAGCUGCUUUUGCUGGAGCAGCAGGGCAACGAGCAGCGGAGGCUGGAUGUGCUGCAGGAGGAGCAGAGGCAGCUGCAUGCCAAGAGGAAGAACAAGCAGGCUCUGCUGGAUGAACUGGAGAAGUCUCAACUUCCUGCCGCCAUGUUGCUUGCCCAACACAAGGUCCGUGCUGCCCAGCUGGAGACCCAGAUAGAGCAUCAGAAACAGACGGUCAAACCUACAAAUCUAUUUUCAACAGGAAUCCAUAUGCGUCAGACCGUCUCUCUCCUGCCUGCGCCCAGGAUAGAGGAAGUCCUGUACCACUACCAGCCUAUUCAUGUUGAAACCUAUGGACCCCAGGUGCCUGAACUGGAGCAGCUGGGCAGAGUCGGGUAUCUGAACCACGUGCGGGCUGCCAUGCCUCAGGACACAGCUGGAGGAUACAGCUCGGCUCUGGCGUGUCAUCGAGCCGUCCAGGAUGCGUUCAGCGGGCUGUUCCCUCACAGAGGAUGAACUCGUAGCUCACAGAGGAGGAGCAGCAGCGACUGGAUUCACAUGUGACUGAAUGGACUAUAAAUCCUGCUCUGCUGCCACCGUGGAGAGCUGCUGUCUGUGGUGGGUGGUGAUACAGUAUGACCGUUUUUUGGUCAAGGUUUAUUUUUUUAU
This is a messenger RNA of Limanda limanda (common dab), 1163 nucleotides long. It is a transcript of the gene mnat1, whose product is annotated as MNAT1 component of CDK activating kinase. NCBI's taxonomy places the organism in Eukaryota, Metazoa, Chordata, Actinopteri, Pleuronectiformes, Pleuronectidae. The transcript is spliced from 8 exons. Bases 75 to 1010 code for a protein of 311 amino acids. Gene Ontology annotation, biological process: nucleotide-excision repair; regulation of transcription by RNA polymerase II; positive regulation of cyclin-dependent protein serine/threonine kinase activity. The record is from RefSeq and is a predicted model, not a curated record. Gene Ontology annotation, cellular component: transcription factor TFIIH holo complex. Gene Ontology annotation, molecular function: cyclin-dependent protein serine/threonine kinase activator activity.